CUAGUCAGUUUUUAAGAGCUGUGAUGGCCAGUCACCAAGCAGACGUUCAGAGUUUGAAGCUAGAUAAUGAUUCAGUUAUAGAAGGAAUAAGUGACCAGGUACUGGUGGCAGUUGUGCUCAGUUUCACUUUCAUUGCUGCUCUGGUAUAUACCCUUUUAAGAAAUGAACAUCAGAACAUACACCCAGAAAAUCAAGAGCUAGUGCGAGCUCUUCGUCAGCAGCUUCAAACUGAGCAGGAUGCUUCUGUUGGUGAUAGACAUCGCUUCUAUACAGAUAUGUCCUGUCCAGUCUGUUUGCAACAGGCUACGUUUCCUAUAGAAACAAACUGUGGACAUCUCUUCUGUGGUUCCUGCAUUAUUGCCUACUGGAGGUAUGGCUCAUGGCUCGGUGCCAUCCGUUGUCCAAUCUGCAGACAAACGGUAACAUUGUUUUUACCACUUUUUGGUGAAGAUCAGCGGGAUGCAACCCAAGUACUUCAAGAUGUUAAUGAUUACAACAGGAGAUUCUCAGGACAGCCCAGAUCUAUUAUGGAAAGAAUUAUGGAUCUGCCCACUUUAUUACGGCAUGCUUUCAGGGAGAUGUUUUCUGUUGGGGGCCUCUUCUGGAUGUUUCGCAUCAGAAUAUUCCUCUGCUUACUUGGAGCCUUGCUCUACCUGGCUUCACCUCUAGAUUUUCUUCCUGAAGCCCUCUUUGGAAUUCUGGGGUUUUUGGAUGAUUUCUUUGUCAUUUUUCUCCUGUUGAUAUAUAUCUCUAUCAUGUACCGAGAAGUGGUAACGCAGCGGCUGAACAGAUGAACUGGAUGAAAAUUACUUAAAUGCAGAGGUAGUUGUGGAAUGUAUUACACAGAGAACUACAACAUGAGUACGAUAUA
Messenger RNA from Indicator indicator, 871 nucleotides. RefSeq names its product ring finger protein 170 (gene RNF170). The transcript has 7 exons. The coding region runs from base 24 to 794 and encodes 256 amino acids. The record is from RefSeq and is a predicted model, not a curated record. NCBI's taxonomy places the organism in Eukaryota, Metazoa, Chordata, Aves, Piciformes, Indicatoridae. Gene Ontology annotation, molecular function: ubiquitin protein ligase activity.